AUGGAGGACCCGAGACUGGACUUCAUAGGGGAAUAUGUGCUGCGGACUCUCAAACUGAAACAGGACAAAUGGCAGAAGUGCGUGUCCAGCGAGGACAGCAGACAGGUGCUACAGGAGUUCCUAGACAGCACGGAGAGGAGGACUCUGGUGGUGUUUGUGACCGCGGCCGGACUGUUGCAGUCCGCUGCGGCCUUCACAGCCGGCUGCAGAAGCAAGGCGGUCUACUUUGUGAAGCGGAGCGGUACAGCGUUGCGGCCGGACUCCAUGCAGGAUAACCUGGUCUACGGGGACUUGUCUUACGCUCCACUUGAGCACUUUUCUGCUCUAGUUGAAGAGGUCGUGGCCCCACUGCUGUCUAACAGAAAGAACCACACUGAAUGGCCCCAGGUCGUGUCCCAGGACGUCUUACGCCACGUCCACUCCCUCAAGACCAAUGUGUUUGUGGUGUCAGGCCAAGUCCAAGGCAAGACGCUGCUGCCUCUCCCUACAGGCUCCGAGAGAGUAGAGCAAGCUGCCCUAGAGACAGACAAAAGGGGGGAAAUAGUGGAAAAGAGCAUCAUCCACUCCUUGGAGUCCGCAGUGAUUGAGUGGAGCCAUCAGAUCCGCGCCGUCCUGAAGAAAGACUCCUCUGAGGCUCUGCUGGAAGGCAAAAACCCCACACCACACACAGAGCUGCUCUUCUGGAAGAACAGAUGUGCAGACCUGGAGUGCAUCCACUCACAGUUCAAAUCUUCAAAGGUGAAUAAAAUGGCGAUGCUGUUGGAGGCUGUGGAGAGCAGCUAUUACCCGGCUUUUACUGACAUGCAACAGGAUGUCCUUGCAGCCUUGGAGGAGUCAAAGGACAUCUGCACCUUCUUGAAGCCCCUGCAGCGCCUGUUUGAGGACAUGGAGAACGCAGAGUUUCCUGAUGUUCGGGGUCAGAUCGCUCCUUUGAUGCACACAGUGUGCCUGGUGUGGGCCAACUCCAGAUAUUACAACACCCCAGCACGCCUCAUCGUUCUGCUGCAGGAGACCUCCAACCUCCUCAUACAGCAGGCCCGGGCGUAUAUAGUCCCAGAAGAGGUUCUGAGAGGAGAGGUUUCAGAGAACCUCCUGAAGGUGCAGACGAGCUUGGAGAUCCUGCAGCUGUUCAAGAGCACUUACGAGGACCGGAGGGCCAAUCUGAGCCAGUACCAGAAGAACGGCAACUUUGUGAGGCCUUGGGACUUUUCUCCACUGUUGGUCUUCUCUGGACUUGACUGCUUUAUUAACAGAGUCAGGACCAUUAAGGACAUGUUGUUGACAGCUGUGGACCUGCUGAAGCUUGAGAAAUUGGAAAUUGGAGGCAUCCGAGGCCGAGUGCUCAGCCAGCAGGUCCAGUUGCUCCACCAAGAGUUCAUGGACACAUAUAAAUUGUUCACAGAGAAGCCUUAUGACUGCUUGGACCUCAACAACAGGGAGUAUGAAGAAGACGCGAGGGAGUUCAAACUUAAGGUGGAUGACACAGACCGACGACUAGGAGCCAUCUUCUGUCAGGCCUUUGAGGACGCCUCUGGACUAGAGCACACCUUCAAGGUUCUGGAUAUGUUCGGCAGCUUGCUGGAGCGCCCCUUAGUGGCUGCAGAUGCUGUGGACAGAUACCCUCUUCUCGUCUCCAUGUUUGACAAAGAGCUGGACUACUGUAAACACCUAUACAACAAACACACCCAAACUGCAGAGGAACAGGGUUGGGCUCCAGUGAAUAAGAAUAUGCCAGCUGUAGCUGGUGGGCUGAGAUGGGCCCAGGAGCUGCAGCAGCGAAUCCAGACCCCCUUCUCCAAAUUCAGACACGUCUCUUUUCCGUGA
This is a messenger RNA of Plectropomus leopardus (leopard coralgrouper), 1824 nucleotides long. The record is from RefSeq and is a predicted model, not a curated record. NCBI's taxonomy places the organism in Eukaryota, Metazoa, Chordata, Actinopteri, Perciformes, Serranidae.